Oncorhynchus tshawytscha (Chinook salmon) is the source of this 2885-nucleotide messenger RNA. RefSeq names its product WD repeat domain 89 (gene wdr89). Gene Ontology annotation, molecular function: protein binding. The record is from RefSeq and is a predicted model, not a curated record. The transcript has 2 exons. The coding region runs from base 317 to 1471 and encodes 384 amino acids. Lineage: Eukaryota; Metazoa; Chordata; Actinopteri; Salmoniformes; Salmonidae.
GUUUGGCGCGAGAGAACCGUGAGACCCGUCGUCUAACGCGGACGUGUUUCUGCGUAUGUGUUUACUUGGCUAACGUUGCCAUGACAUCCCCUACAAGUUUGGUCGGUGAUUUCUAUUGGAGAGGCAGUUUCUGCCUAUCUUCAUUACUGUACUGUCUAUGACUGUAAUGUUGCUCUGAAAUUCAACAGCGGAACUCAUGCAUUGAGGAAAUUGGUCCAUCAACGGGCAGUAAAUACAGUGACACCGUGUCACAACGUGCUCAUGAAAAUCAGAUACCGUCUAUUUUGCCAGCUGGGUGUAGUUGCAGGAAGUUGCCAUGGAGAGUCUGGGGGAGAAGUUCAAAGCUCUGUCAAUCACUCGGCGUGUCCAGCCAGAUGAGCCCACCUACCUGCUGGACCUGUCCCACCAGCCUGUCUCGGGCCCAGGGUUGGUGGCCGUAUGCUGCUCCAACCUCUCCAUCCGUUUGCACAGUGAGGACAGCCUCAGCCUGCUCAGGGAGUACCAGGGACAUAGUGGUGCAAUCUGUGGGGUGUGCUUUGCCCACACCUCCCCUGACCUGCUCUUCUCAGGUUCUGCUGAUGGGACAGUGAGGACGUGGGAUGUCCGCUGCCCAGGUUCAGAGGCAGCACAGGUGUUCAGGAGUGACUCCUCCCACCACUUCUGCAGCUUUGAUGUGAGCUGCAGCGAUGUGGUCCUAUGUGCAGGCACUGAGCAGGUCGAUGAAGAUGAUAGCUUCUUGGUUUUCUGGGAUGCCCGCAUGGCAAAGGAGAAGGGAGGGGUUCUGGGUGUGUACUCUGAGUCCCACAGUGAUGAUAUCACGCAGGUGCGUUUCCACCCCCGGAAUGCCGACCACUUGGCGUCUGGCUCCACUGAUGGCCUGGUGAAUGUGUUUGACCUGAGCCUUGGUGCAGAGGAGGAGGCCCUGCUGGCCACCUGUAACUGUGGCUCCUCUGCUAGCUCAGUGUGCUGGGCAGGGAAGGACUUCAACCAGCUGCUGUGCCUCAGCCACGACGAGGGCCUCCAUCUGUGGGACCUGGGUCAGUUGGACACAGACAAGCCCCUCACACUCUUCAGUGCCGCUGACGCCCGCAGCCUGACCCCUCUCUCUAAUGAAGUGGCCCUGGAUUACUUUGUUGGCGGGACUUGGCUGGAGGAGGCAGGGCGCUUACUAGUGCUAGGUGGGACAAACAAUGGAGACAUCCACCUUCUGGAGUGCAGUGAGGAAGGCCUGUGUCUGCUGAGGUCCCUCCAAGGGGGCCACUCUUCCACAGUGCGCUGCUUCCUCUGGGAUCCCGCAGGGGAGGCCCUGCUCACGGGAGGGGAGGAUGCACAGCUGCUCUUGUGGAAGCCAGGGGCGGAGGAAUUCACCUCAGGGAAGAGGGACACCCUGAAGAGUGCCUCUGCAUUAAAACUCAAAUCUAGAUCACACAAGAAGCAUGGCUCCAAGAGGGAUAAGAAGCUAGAAGUGUGAGUCGGAUGCAAUAGAGGGUUCUCAAAGAAGGGCAAGACUGCAGUCCCUAUUUAAUCAAUCAAUAUUCCUCUUGCACUCACAGUACUCAUUUGGAUUCAUGAAAUCAACACAAUUAUAUUUUUUCUUUCUUGAAAGUAGUAUUAUACUUAUCCCAGAAACGGAUUAAUAAUCUCUUUAACCGCUAGGGCUUAAAAUGAGAUUGAAUCGCAGUAUUGUUUUUCAAAUGUUUCUCCCAACUUGUUUGGUAUUUUGUUUAGCUAAAACCAACUGGUAUUUCUUUAGAAAUAUAAUUCUAGUUGAUCUAAUGGAUGCUCUCCUGUAAUUUAACUAACAUACUCAGUGGGUCACAAAGGCCAGGGUUCAGAACCAGAGCAUUCAGUACUUCAUCAUACUCAUCAUACUUAUUUAGAGGAGCAGCUUUAAUUCCACUCAAAUGGCACAGAGUGGAAUAACAUGACAGUUGCAAUGCAGGGACUCUGCUGCAUAUGUCAACCUGGUCUAAGAGCAUUUCACAUAAUUCUGUAUGUAAAUCUAAGACACCAUUUACUACGAUUAUGCUAAGUUUCGUAUGAUAUGUAUUCAUUUGUGCAUGUCCAUCACCCAUUUUGUAUGAUAUGUUACGAAUAUGCUGAACGUACAAUAUUUGACAAAUUUGCAAAACAAAUGCUAUGUUACAAAUUCUAGCUAGGUGUUUAACAGAAACUAGCUGGCUAAUGUUCGCAAGACUAGGGGUUAAGGUUCAAAAUCAAAUCUAAUUUUAUUUGUCACAUGCUGAAUAGAACAGGUGUAGGCCUUACAGUGAAAUGCUUACUUAUAAGCCCUUAACCAACAAUGCAGUUGGUUAAAAAUACCAAAAGAAAUAAAAUACCAAAAGAAAUAAAAGUAACAAAUAAUUAAAGAACAGCAGUAAAAUAACAAGGUUAAGAGCCCAUGAAACGGCAGCCAUCCUCUCCGGCACCAUCCUCUCUGGUUAGUUAAGAUUUGGAGUUAGGUUGACCCUCUAAGGUCGAUGUCUGGGCCCCACGGAAAUCAAAUUAGCAUAAUGAACACCCCCCCCCAAAAAAAAUCUGUCAGUUUCAGCUAGAGAAUGCAUCUGCUUCUGUCGCACUUCCGCAUCUGCUGUGACAGAGCUAGAGCGGUGUUUAUCAGACCAUGAGACAACCUGAAAAUCGUCUGUAGGGUCCGAAAGGUUUGGCCUACAUACUAUUAUGACCCCUCUAUGGAAAGAUAAGACUCUCACAAACACGUACAUUGUUUUGCUCUAGGACGCGUUGUUUGCCCACAGGCCUCACAAGACUCGUCAGAAGGUCCCCCGGUACAAGUUGAAAAAAUGAAUGGAGACUGUUUUAGUGCCAAAAAAUAAGGGGUUCAAUACAUGUUAAAAUAAAAAAUUCCUGAUAUUUUUUUUUUUAUA